AUGAAAAUAGUUCAUAUUUUAAAACACAUGCUUAUAACAGAUACGGAUAAAAAUUUCUCGAUAAAAUGCCGAGCACACUAUAAAACAUAUACUUCUAUAAGAAGAUUUACGCGCAAGAGUAUAGUAGAGCGGGCAUUGCUUAUUUUGUUCUGUGUGGCGGAAAUAGCUGCAUUCGAUAAAAUAGAAAACAUAUAUAACUAUAGCAUUAAGAGCAUAAUAAAGAGUAUGGUAAUUAGACCACUUGGGCCAUUAGAUUUUCUAAAUCGAAAGUUGUUUAAUGAAAACAAACUUACACUGAAUAAAAGACUUCUGGCAAUAGAAAUAGAACCACAUAGCAAAUUAAAGAUAUCUGGCCUAAAUCUAUUAGAAAAAAACUGUUCUUGUAAAGCAGAACGGGAGAUGGAUACGCUUUGUUCUAAUCUAUCAUCGCACAAAUAUAAUUUUCAGAGUUAUAUGAAUAGUUACCAUAGGGCACUUAUUAUAAUGUUUCCAUCAGAAAACAACAUUUUAAGCAUACGCAGCAGUAAAAGAAAAUCAUUUUUGGACUUUUUAGAGAAUGGAUUAACAAAACAAAAAUCUAUGUAUAUUCUUGCCUCUUUACUUCUUCUAUCGGAGGGAAUAGACGUUCCAGUAACUAUAAAUUCUAAUGAUAGUGAGGUGUUUUUUAAACUGGAUGAGAUUACAAUUGGUGAUAGUGUUAUUGGUAUAGACAUAAACCUAAAAGAAAGUAUUUAUGAUGAGCCACUUAAAAAAAAAGAAAAAUCUGUGAGAAGCAAUAUUCUUAUUAUUCUGAGAUAG
Molecule: messenger RNA, 798 nt
Organism: Nematocida parisii ERTm1
Lineage: Eukaryota; Fungi; Microsporidia
Exons: 1
Coding region: 1-798 (265 amino acids)
Source: RefSeq, a predicted model, not a curated record